Molecule: messenger RNA, 1839 nt
Organism: Monoraphidium neglectum
Lineage: Eukaryota; Viridiplantae; Chlorophyta; Chlorophyceae; Sphaeropleales; Selenastraceae
Exons: 11
Coding region: 1-1839 (612 amino acids)
Biological process (GO): lipid transport; transmembrane transport
Cellular component (GO): intracellular membrane-bounded organelle; membrane
Molecular function (GO): lipid carrier activity; ABC-type transporter activity; ATP hydrolysis activity
Source: RefSeq, a predicted model, not a curated record
AUGGGUAUGCUGGACUCAUCCUACUGGGCCUCGUGGGCCGCCUUUGACCUCAUCAUGGCCCUCCUGGUGGCGCUGCUCAUACUCAUAUAUGGCCUCAUCCUGCAGUUCCCCUAUUUCAAGCGCAACGACUCGUCGCUGCUGUUCAUGCUGUUCUGGCUGUUUGGCCUGGCGAUGACGUCAUACUCCUACUGCCUCUCCGUCUUCAUGAAGAAGACACAGGGCGCCGUGUACCUGGGCUUUGUGGUGUUCAUCUGCGGCUGGGUCUUCCAGACCGUCCAGAUCGGCGCGGCGCUGCCCUACUCCCCCCAGUACUACUUCUCUGCCACGAACAAGUACGGCCGCGCCUUCUUCUGGGUCUUCAACCUCUUCCCCUGGAACCCCUUGACCAAGGGCAUCACCGACCUGGGGGCCGCGACGGCGUCGGCCUCCAGCCCGGGGCUGCGGUGGUCGCAGCGCUACAGCUACUGCCGCUAUGUGCCGCAGGACGAGGACCAGGAGCCCUAUGACACGAAGAUCGAGUACCGGGACUACGACUGCGCCUAUGUCAACAUGUUUGUGCAGUGGCUGGCAUACCUGGCUCUGGCCAUAUACCUCAACAACGUACUGCCCAACGAGCUGGGGGCGCGGCGCCCCUGGUACUACCCCGCCCUGCCCUCCUACUGGCGCCCUCGGCCGGCCGCGACCGCCGCCGCGCUGCGGGCCGUGCAGGAGCAGGAGGCGCGGCCGCGGCGCGCGGCGUCCAGCGACGGGGCGGGGGACGAGGAGGUCGCUGAGGAGGAGGAGCGGAUGAGGGCGCUGCUGCACGAGCGCAUAGCAAAGGGCGGUGACGCCCCUGACGCCUCGCGCUUUGCUGCUGAGCUGUACGGCCUCAGCAAGGUCUUCCCCGGCGCCCGCACCGGCCGGCUGGCGCUCCUGCCCUGCGCCCCCAAGGGUCCGGACUUUUGGGCAAUCAAGGGCAGCUGGUUUGGCAUUGAGAAGGGGCAGCUGUUCUGCCUGCUGGGGCCCAACGGGGCCGGGAAGACCACCACCAUCAACUGCCUCACGGGCGUGCUGCCGAUCACUGGGGGUGACGCCCUGAUCUACGGGGAGCCCAUCAGCAGCGAGGGCGGGCUGGACCGCGUGAGACCCCUCAUGGGCGUGUGCCCCCAGUUUGAUGUGCUGUGGGGUGAGCUCAGUGGCGAGGAGCACCUCACCAUCUACGGCCACGUCAAGGGGCUGCCCUUCGGCAAGGUGCGCCGCCAGGCGUCUGAGCUGCUGGAGAAGGUGAAGCUUACGUACGCGCGCGGCAUGCGCAGCGGCAGCUACAGCGGCGGCAUGAAGCGGCGGCUGAGCGUGGCCAUCGCGCUGCUGGGGGACAGCCGCAUAGUCUACCUGGACGAGCCCACCACCGGCAUGGACCCCAUCAGCCGGCGCUACGUGUGGGACAUCAUCCAGGAGGCCAAGGCCGGCCGCGCCAUCGUGCUCACCACGCACUCCAUGGAGGAGGCCGACAUCCUGGGAGACAGGAUCGCCAUCAUGGCGCGCGGCCGCGUCAGGGCCAUCGGCAGCAGCAUGCGGCUCAAGCAGAAGUUUGGGGCCGGCUACGUCCUGUCCAUAGGGCAGGCCGGCGCGGGGCGGGCGGCAGCGGAGUCGCCGGCGCCGGGGGAGGCGUCAGGCAAGAGGGCGGCCGCCGUCAAGGACUUUGUGAGGGAGGAGCUGGGCCUGGAGCCGUCUGACGAGUCGCGGUCCUACGUGGUGUACCUGGUGCAGCGCUCCCUGGAGGGCCGCCUGGUGGGCUUCCUGCGGCGGCUGGAGGCGCGGCGCGAGGAGCUGGGCGUGGGUGGGGGGGGAGGGGGUUAA